UUCAUCCCCACCCUUACACUGACUUUUAACCGUUUCAUUUAUUUUUUACUUAUCGCCGGAAAAGAUCAGCAGAUCGUGAUACAAAAGUAGCUCAAAAAAAUGCCGUCGCAACAUGAACAAGCUCAAUCACCGCCGCCCACUAACUUAUCCACGUUAGACGAGUAUUUGACAGAAGUGGAUGCUUUAACCGCCAUUAUCCGACAAGCUCGGCAGGACGUCGAUAGUAUUGCCGAACUCCACAACGCUUCAUUGGUCGCUUUAAGCGAAUCGGAUACUGACACCAACACCAAGCGACUGGAAACAUACAUGGCCAAAGUCAAACAAGAAAAUAAUGAUAUUAAGAAGCGAAUUAAAAAUCUUGAACGGAGUAACUUGGAUUUAUCGUCUGGAUCUGACCUCCAAAUCAGGCACACACAGGUGGUAAAGCUCAAGAAAAACUUCAUCGACUUGAUUCAGCAUUAUCAAGGUAUCGAGCGUGAUUUUUCAUCAAGAUGCCGACAACGCAUGGAAAGACAAAUACGCAUUGUGAAUCCUGAAAUCAGCCAGGAUGAGCUAGAUCAAAUUAUCGAUUCAGACCAGCAGCAACAAGUCUUUGCUCAAAAUUUGAUGCAAUCUAAUCGCAAGGGUCAAGCCAAAGCCGUAUUGUCCGAAGUACAGCAUCGUCACGAUGAUAUUAAAAAGAUUGAAAAGACAAUAUUGGAACUGCAUCAGCUGUUUGUGGAUAUGCAAACGCUAGUUGAACAUCAGGGAGAGACACUUGACACCAUAGAAAAGCAUGCAGAAACGGUGGUAGAAGACCUAGAAAAGGGUGUGGAGCAUGUAGACAAAGCCAUCCAGUCGGCCAAAUCCACUCGAGCAAAAAAAUGGUGUUGUUUCUUUAUCUUUCUCAUCCUUUUGGUGGUGAUUGCUAUUCUCGUGUGGUGGUUUGCGUUUGACCACCGGACGAGCUAAACCAGGGGCGAGGUGCCUUUUUUAUGAUAGGCAUACGGAAAU
Molecule: messenger RNA, 993 nt
Organism: Radiomyces spectabilis
Lineage: Eukaryota; Fungi; Mucoromycota; Mucoromycetes; Mucorales; Radiomycetaceae
Product: t-SNARE
Exons: 8
Coding region: 100-951 (283 amino acids)
Biological process (GO): exocytosis; intracellular protein transport; vesicle fusion
Cellular component (GO): endomembrane system; plasma membrane; SNARE complex
Molecular function (GO): SNARE binding; SNAP receptor activity
Source: RefSeq, a predicted model, not a curated record